AUGUCGCUUCCAGAUAAAGUUGAACUUGCCAUUCGUCAAAUUGAAAGAGAAUUUUACAUUGAUGAUGGUUACCUCAUUAAGGCAUCGGACUAUUUCCUUCAAGCAAUGGAUGCUGGAUUGAAAGCACCCAAGCAAUCAAGAGAAAAUAUGCCAAUGAUUCCAGCUCACGUUUCGAAAAUCCCAACCGGUAAAGAAACUGGAUUAUUUUUGGCUGCUGAUUUAGGAGGUACAAAUUUCCGAGUUUGUUCAAUUGAUUUAAAAGGUGAUCAUACUUUUGAGUUAAAACAAAGCAAAUAUAGAAUACCACCGGAAUUAAUGAAGUGUAAAAAAGCUGAUGAUUUGUUUAAAUAUUUGGCUUCGAAAAUUGACACAUUUCUUGAAGAACAUCAUAAUACCGCCAAAGUUAAAUCUUCAGAACCUUUGAAAUUGGGUUUUACAUUUUCAUUCCCAGUAGAUCAAACUGCUUUAGGUCAUGGUACGUUGAUUAGAUGGACUAAAGGAUUUGAUAUCCCUGAUGCUGUUGAUAGAGAUGUUGUUGAUUUAUUACAAGCUAAUUUAACAGUAUUGGAAGUUAACGUUGAAGUUGUGGCAUUGGCUAAUGAUACAGUAGGAACUUUGUUAUCCAGAGCUUAUCAAAACGAUCCCAAGAAAACCAAUUCAAAUACUGUUAUUGGAUGUAUAUUUGGAACUGGUACUAAUGGUGCUUAUUACGAGACUGUUGAGAACAUUCCUAAAUUGACCAACCCACCAAAGGGAGUUCAAGGUAUGGUGAUUAAUACUGAAUGGGGUUCGUUUGAUAAUACGUUAAAGAUUUUACCAAACACUAUAUUCGAUGAAAUUGUUGAUAAAGAAACUGCCAACAAAGGAUAUCACCUUUUUGAAAAGAGAAUUAGUGGAAUGUUUCUUGGUGAAAUUCUUAGAGUUGCGUUAUUAGAGUUAUUUGAACGUGGAUUGAUUUUCCAAGAAUUGUAUAAGGAAAGGGGUGGAAGUUUGCCUCAUAGAAUAACUGAACCUUGGUUAUUAGAUUCUGAAGUGUUAUCAUAUCUUCAAAUUGAUGACUCAACUGACUUGAAAAUGCUGGAAUUGAUCUUACAAAAUACAUUGAGAUUACCAACUACCAGGCAUGAAAGAGUUGUUAUUCAACGAUUGACAAGAGCUAUUUCAAAUAGAGCUGCUAAAUUAUCAGCCAUCCCAUUGGCAACUAUUGUUCGUAGAGUUAAAGAUCAAUACAAAGAUGAUGAUAAGGAUUUUGAAGUUGGUUGUGAUGGAUCAGUUGUUGAAUUCUAUCCUGGUUUUAAAGAUGCUAUAUUGAAAGCUAUUGAAGUGAUUAAUCCUUUGGAAGGCACUCACAAAAAAGUUUAUUUGAGAAUUGCUAAAGAUGGAUCAGGUGUUGGAGCCGCUUUAUGUGCCGCAAUGGCCUAG
Messenger RNA from Lodderomyces orthopsilosis Co 90-125, 1422 nucleotides. It is a transcript of the gene GLK1, whose product is annotated as glucokinase. The record is from RefSeq and is a predicted model, not a curated record. Gene Ontology annotation, biological process: glycolytic process; glucose 6-phosphate metabolic process; intracellular glucose homeostasis. NCBI's taxonomy places the organism in Eukaryota, Fungi, Ascomycota, Pichiomycetes, Serinales, Debaryomycetaceae. The coding region runs from base 1 to 1422 and encodes 473 amino acids. Gene Ontology annotation, molecular function: ATP binding; D-glucose binding; fructokinase activity. The transcript has a single exon. Gene Ontology annotation, cellular component: mitochondrion; cytosol.